AUGAUAUUGCUCAAAAAAAUGAGGCUCCUGCUGUUCCUGGUUUCCCAGGUGGCUGUCUUUGCUCUCUUCUUCCACAUGUAUAACCAUGGCGCCCUGUUUAGAAAGGAGGAGCCCAAGCCUGUGCAUGUGCUGAUCCUGACUUCCUGGCGCUCUGGCUCUUCUUUCGUGGGGCAGCUUUUUGGGCAGCACCCAGAUGUCUUCUACCUAAUGGAGCCAGCCUGGCACGUGUGGAUGACCUUCACCGACAGCACUGCCUGGAGUCUGCACAUGGCCGUGCGGGAUCUACUGCGUUCCGUCUUUCUGUGUGACAUGAGUGUCUUUGAUGCCUACAUGAAACCUGGUCCCCUCAAACAGUCCAGUCUCUUCCAGUGGGAGCACAGCCGGGCACUGUGUUCCCCACCUGCCUGUGACUUCUUCCCCAGGGAGGAGAUCACCUUCCACGCCCACUGCAAGACCCUGUGCAACAAACAGCCCUUCACCGUGGUGGAGAAGGCCUGCCGCUCCUACAGCCACGUAGUACUCAAGGAGGUGCGCUUCUUCAACCUGCAGCCCCUCUACCAGCUGCUGAUAGACCCUUCCCUCAACCUGCACAUCGUGCACCUGGUCCGGGACCCGCGGGCUGUGUUCCGUUCCCGAGAACACACCACAGCAGAACUCAUGAUUGACAGUCAUAUUGUGAUGGGGCAGAAUUGGCAGAAACUCAAAAAGGAAGAUCAUCCGUACUACACGAUGCAAAUCAUYUGCAAAAGCCAGCUGGACAUAUACAAGGCCAUCCAGUUCUUGCCCAAAGAUCUGCAGAAGCGCUACUUGCUCAUCCGCUAUGAAGACCUAGUCCGGGCCCCACUGGCUCAGACUUCCCGGAUGUAUGAAUAUGUGGGGUUGAAAUUCUUGCCCCAUCUCCAGAACUGGGUGGUUAACAUCACCCGGGGCAAGGGCAUGGGAGAGCAUGCCUUCCACACCAAUGCCAGGAAUGCCCUCAACGUUUCCCAGGCUUGGCGCUGGUCCUUGCCUUAUGAAAAGGUUUCUCGGCUUCAGGAAGUCUGUGGUGAUACUAUGGAUGUGCUGGGCUACCUCCAGGUCAGAUCCAAGCAAGAGCAGAGCAACCUCUCCCUGGACCUUCUGUCUACCUGGAAACCCUCUGAGCGAGUCUACCAGGGGGGAAAAGGCUCUGUCCCCACCUGGUUCUAA
Molecule: messenger RNA, 1188 nt
Organism: Urocitellus parryii (Arctic ground squirrel)
Lineage: Eukaryota; Metazoa; Chordata; Mammalia; Rodentia; Sciuridae
Gene: Chst4
Product: carbohydrate sulfotransferase 4
Biological process (GO): protein sulfation; carbohydrate metabolic process; N-acetylglucosamine metabolic process
Cellular component (GO): Golgi membrane
Molecular function (GO): N-acetylglucosamine 6-O-sulfotransferase activity
Source: RefSeq, a predicted model, not a curated record